AUGGAAGAACAAGGGUUUUCAAAACCCAACGCUAGAGGAGAGAUGGGAAAUAUCGUUCGUGCUUUUGAGUCAAUGUCUCUGGAAGAAAAAGAAGUUCCGUUCGAUUUGCCUGAUUUACCACAAUUCAGUGCGAUAGAAAGAAACAAGAUGAGUAUAUUGGGACGUACUUUAAACCCUGAGAAUCAGAACAUAGCUGAUCUUAUUAGGGACAUGCCAAGGAAGUGGCAGGUGUAUGGAAGGGUACAUGGGAUUGCUCUGUCAAAAACGACUUUUCAGUUUAUUUUCAAGUAUGAGCAUGAUCUGGAGGAGGUGCUAAGUAAUAGAGUCUGGACUUUCAAUGACUGGAGCAUAAUAAUUGACCGCUGGACAGAGACGCCAUAUGAGGAUUACCUAAAGUAUUUAUUAGUGUGGGUUCCGAUUCGUAAUAUUCCGGUGAAUCACUACACUGCGGGGGCGAUUACUGCCCUGGGGGAUAUCAUUGGGAGAGUGGAUGUGGUUGCUUUUGACCCAGAUAAACCGCAGACAAACGACUAUGUUCGUGUGAGAGUUUUCUUUGAUGUUUCAAGACCUGUGAGAAGAUCAAAAGUGGUGAACCUACCUAAAGGAGGUGGAUCUCAUCAAGAUAAAGCAAAGGACUGGAGGAAAAAAGUUAACGAGGAGAAUCAGAGGGAGGAAGAAGGAAAGCAGAUCUUUAUGGUCACUAUCGAGAAAGAUGAUCCUCUGUAUGGUGUUUUGAAUGAUGAUCAAGUGGGUGUGGACAAAGCUACGGGUCGGAGGAAGAUCAACCCUGAGGUCCUACAACAGAUGAGGGAGUACUUUCUGGCUGCUGAAGAAGGUGAGAAGCGUAUAAGGCAGGAACGGGUUCGUAAAUCUGUAUCUGACUUGGAUAAUGAUCCGCUAGGGCAGAAGAAGUUUCUGCAUUUUGAAGCUCCUCCAAUGAUAACUCAUGAAGUGGACAAAGGGAAAGGUUUUGUUUUUGGUUACUCAUAA
Messenger RNA from Brassica oleracea var. oleracea, 990 nucleotides. RefSeq lists its product as uncharacterized. The record is from RefSeq and is a predicted model, not a curated record. The transcript is spliced from 2 exons. Bases 1 to 990 code for a protein of 329 amino acids. NCBI's taxonomy places the organism in Eukaryota, Viridiplantae, Streptophyta, Magnoliopsida, Brassicales, Brassicaceae.